AAAGCCAGUAAACACAGUGGUGAGUUUGUCGGCUGCCUGGAAAACUGCUUAGAAAGCCUCCUUCAUCAUGGAAAUAAGAAAUCACCUGUUUUCGCCGCUGACUAAUUUCGAGACAUACCAAAUCAUGACAGCGCUGAAAACUAAGGACACUAAGAAGAAAUUUGGGCUGAGGAAUUUGGCGACAAUCUGCUAUGAAACACUGCAAUACCUCGAAGAGACACCCUGUAAAUUUCAGUCAAAAGACAAGAUAGUAGAGUUCCGGGAAGCUGUGAAGAAAUUCAAUCUCACAAAUUCUGAGUGCUUCAUGAUGGCCAAUGAUCCACCCACCAAUCCUCUCCACAUCCAGCUUCUUGUUGAGGAUAGCGAAGAGCGCUUAACGGAGGAACAAGUUGCGGAAUUAUUGAAAAUUGUGGAAAAAACUCUUCUGGUAUGAUCAAAGCUUUAUUGAAAAAUUAGCGUUUCUGA
Messenger RNA from Phlebotomus argentipes, 465 nucleotides. It is a transcript of the gene Polr3I, whose product is annotated as DNA-directed RNA polymerase III subunit RPC9. The coding region runs from base 68 to 433 and encodes 121 amino acids. Lineage: Eukaryota; Metazoa; Arthropoda; Insecta; Diptera; Psychodidae. Gene Ontology annotation, cellular component: RNA polymerase III complex. The transcript has 3 exons. The record is from RefSeq and is a predicted model, not a curated record. Gene Ontology annotation, molecular function: nucleotide binding. Gene Ontology annotation, biological process: transcription initiation at RNA polymerase III promoter.